Messenger RNA from Condylostylus longicornis, 999 nucleotides. RefSeq lists its product as uncharacterized. The transcript has 2 exons. Bases 1 to 999 code for a protein of 332 amino acids. NCBI's taxonomy places the organism in Eukaryota, Metazoa, Arthropoda, Insecta, Diptera, Dolichopodidae. The record is from RefSeq and is a predicted model, not a curated record.
AUGAGACUAAGAUAUAAUUUACCAUCACGUAAUUAUGGUUCACCCCAAGCACCACCCUCUCCUAAUUUUGCAACAGAUUCUAGUGAUUUAGGAUUACAAUUACCAGCUGCACCAACAACAUUGAGACCAGAAUAUUCUGCUGAAAUUCAAAAUUCAGCUGAAACAUUUGAAGAUAAUCGAAAUGGUGGGGCUGAAUUGGGACGUUUAACUGAUUCAAGAAAACCACAAAGUGCUAAACAACAAGUUGAACAGCAACAACCACAGAUUGCAAUUCAACUUGGAAUUCCGCAAGUUCAAAAUGGAUUUGCCCAUGCUCUAGCUGUUUAUAAUCCAUCAGCUCAACAACAACAACAACAAUUAGUUACUCAAUAUCAAACAACUCCACAAUUAGUUUUGGAACAACAACCUUUAGUUGCAGAACAAACAAUAACUGCUACAGCACAGCCAACAUUAGUAGCUCAACCAACAUUAAUCGGAUCACAACCAUUAUUAGCUAGACAAACACUUUUUGCACAACAACCUUUAGUUGCUCAACAACCGUUAAUUGCUCAAUAUCCCCAGCUAACAUCAGGUCAACUUGUUGCUCAAUAUCGUGUUGCUCCUGUACAACAACAAGUAUUUGGUAAUUUACAAACCCAUGCUAUUCUAAAUCCACAACAAUAUGUUCAAAUUCAACCUGCUGCAGCACUACAAACUGUACAGCCGAUUGUACCAGCAGCAGUACCAGAAACUAAUAUUCAACAAACGAGAAUACAAUCUCAACCAAUUAUUCAAGCAGUAGUUGGUAGAUUACCAAGUGGAGAACCAUUUGCACGUGCAAAAACAGGAAAAUUACAAGCUCAACCAAUUUCUAGUCAACAAUAUCAAAUUCAAUCAAAUCAAAUUUUAGGUAAAUAUCAAAACAUUUUAGCACGUCAAGUUGCUGAAGCUCCAGCACAACAAGAUGAUCAACAAGUAGAACAACAACCUGGUUUUGCAUAUGCCGCUAUAGGUUUUUAA